GUGGUACAGCACUGUAAAGUCUUCGGAAUCCCUGUCCAGCUAAGCCAGUCUUCUUGCUGCCGUCCUUCACCUAGCUGCUUUGAGAGAGAGCUCUUAAUCCAUCAGCCUGGACCAUACAUUAUGGUUUGCCUUAAGUAAUAUCCAGAAAGCUUAUUCAGUGGGCUCCUUUCUACUAAGCCGCGCUAGGUCGCCAGUUUCGAACGCGCAGAGUUCUAGUAUUCCGACCCAAGAUAGAGAUCCGAGUAGUUCCGUAUUCAGGUCCGUGCUUGACUUAUUCAGGUCGGUUUCACUCUCGCUACGCGCCGAGCUGGACCGACUGACACGCGACGCUGACAGGCUUUAUUUUCUGAAAAAAGCGAAAGUCAAUAGCUUUCUGGGGGAAGAAUAUUGAGUUCUCAAGAGGGGGUCUGAAACAUAUUAUUUAACAUAAAAGAAACGAUGAAAGAUAAGGAGCCGCAAGUGUAGGAUUAGUACGACUAGUAGUAUGAGAACGCCUUAAAGCGCUAACAUAUUUCGUCUUAUUUGUAGUCGCCACUAGCGUGGAGCGCUGGAACAUCUGUCAAGCCUAGUAGCGCAAGGAGAUGUCCUGGCAGGGUGAUUAUAACGAGCGGUUCUGGUGCCUGUGGGCGGCGACGCGUGCAGCAAGGACGCUCUGCGAUGGGCCGUGGCCAAUAAGAUCGCGCGGCCCGACGACCUGCUCGUGCUGCUCCACAUCGUCACCAAAGCGCCGGGUCCGGAUGGGUACGACGUGGGUCAGAGCGAGCUGUCCAAGACGUCGUUCGUGCAGCACGUGCGCACGGCCAUCAUGCCCAUGCUCUCGCAGCUUAAAGCGUCAGUCGAUCCCAAGGUGCGGGCUGGAGUUGAAGGUGGGGCGCAACGACUCGAGGGACGUGGGGGGAUAAUGGAGGAGGCGAUCAAGCUGCAGGCCACGUGCCUCGUGCUCGCCACUAAGGCCCGCGGGCUCUUCAGCAUGCGUAGCAAGCUGUCUGGCAGCACGAGCGCCUUCUGCCUGAAGCACCGGCCGCCCACCCUCUCAGUGGUCGUCGUCUCCAAGGACAAGGUUCUCCUCUCCAAGCACGGCGAGGCCACCCCCCCCGAGCGCUCACCCUCCCUCUCCCUCACGGGCAGCCCCCUCCCCGGGUCCCCCGCCCCCAAUAUCCCCUCCGCGUCCUCCUCCCCUGGGAGCAGCAGCCGCCAAAACAGCGAGAGCAGGUUCGAUCCUUCUCAGGGGGAAAGGGGAAAUAAGAGUCUGUCGGAACCCCUUUCUGUCCCCAUGCCCGAGUCAGACCUGCCUGGAGACUGUAUGGGUGGGUAUGGUGGUUGGAGCGAUGCCAACGAUGCAGCGUCGGCGGCACAUGCUGUGGCCAGGUCUCAGCAACGCACGGGCGUGUCAAAUGAGAGCAUGGCUGCGGCACACGGCAGUGUGGCAGGCGUGGGCUUCCCACACGUCCCUGCGUACCUGCCUCUGAAUGCAACCAAGGAUGAAUCCGGAGCUCAGUCCGCGAGGGAGCCUAGUCUUCUGAGCAGCACCGCCAGCAGCAGCAGCUUCAGUGUUACGAGCAGCAGUGGCAGCACGUUUACCAUGGGGAACGGGAGCAGCGCGAGCAGCAGGAAUGGCACAGGGAGUGAGGCCACAGGGUCUCCCAUUAGCAACGGCAGCAGUGGCAUCAGCAGCAGCACGGCUGGUGCCAAACCGAAGGAAGCAGCAGCAGCGGUGGCGGCUGCAGCGGUGGCAGCAGCAGCUGCAGCUGCAGUGGCUGAGGCGAAGGGCGAGGGCGGCAUGGGAGGGAAGGGAGAAGGGGCUCCAGAAGCGGCCAGUGGCAUGUGCUGCCGGUUAUACGCGUAUGAGGACAUCCAGAGAGCAACGGACGACUUCAGUCCACAGCUGCUCCUGGGGGAGGGUGGGUGCGGCACGGUGUACUCUGGGAUUCUGGGCGGCAGCAAGGUGGCCGUGAAGGUGAUCAAGACAGCUGAUGCCGACCGGGCGGCGAAGGAGUUUCAAAGAGAGGUGAGCCAGACCGGUCGGUCAGAGUAACUCCUCUUUCACAGAGCUUCUUUCAAGGUGGCAGAAAUAACCUCACGUGCUCUCUCUGCUACGGCCCGUGUUUCCCUCCAGCUUCGAUCCCCCUGAGUCCUCCUGACCCCAAUUGUUGUCCGUAUCACACCACUUGCCGCACAGGUCGAGCUGCUGAGCCAGGUCCAGCACCCCACAGCAUGUCCCUCCUCAACUGCUGCCCCGCUAGCUACGUUGGAAAAAACGCGUUUGGCGUUUUAAACGCUAGCGUCUAAACGCUAGCGUUUAAACGCAAAACGCUUAGCCAGGAGUGGAGCAAACGCU
Molecule: messenger RNA, 2338 nt
Organism: Closterium sp. NIES-67
Lineage: Eukaryota; Viridiplantae; Streptophyta; Zygnematophyceae; Desmidiales; Closteriaceae
Source: the annotation of a GenBank genome assembly